AUGUUGGGGAACGUGUUCGGAACUUUUGGUCAACUGUUUGAUGAGUUAUGUAUCAACGUUCUAACAAAAAUACUUUCUGGGAAGGGCGUGAAGAUUGACUCGAACGGUCAACACGUAAGGUACCUUGAAUGGUAUGCAGAUGCCUGCCUGAAUUACUCUCUACGAUUGAGCACCCUUAUGCAUCAAGAUAAGCAAUUCGGUCGUUGUGGUCGGACUCUAUUAUGGAUUUCUGACCACAUUCUCCAUAGGGCCCUCUUAUCUCUUCCUUCUCGGAACUCCCAAAGUGACGAGUUCAGAUUAGCAGAUCAGCUCAAGCCAGUUUACCAGUCCCAGAUUCGAGUCGGAGUCUAUUUCUAUGUAUUCUUUCGAGAUUCAACCAGAAUAACAAAUCAAAUAGUUCAAUUUUGUGCUCAGCCGGAAUUGCAUUGUCCCUGUGAUGCCUGA
Molecule: messenger RNA, 444 nt
Organism: Striga asiatica
Lineage: Eukaryota; Viridiplantae; Streptophyta; Magnoliopsida; Lamiales; Orobanchaceae
Source: the annotation of a GenBank genome assembly